UGCACUUUUCGGUCAACCUCAUGUAGGAUUAGGUCGACCUAAUCUGUUGUUUCAGUGUAAAAACAGUUUCAUGGUGUCUACUUUGGAGAUUCAUAUCUUACAAUUGGCUAGAUGGAAAUUGGAGAUUAAAGGCUUGUUUUGAAGCUGAAGUGCCCCUCUACACAUUAAAGUACUUGGGAGCUCAAUAGAAAGUCCAGAAGACCAUUUUUGAACCUGGCCAAAAGGCUAUGCCAAAACUGGGAAACGGCCUGAAAAUGGCCAAGUCUGGCAACGUGUUUGUCAAGCCUACUUUGGAGCUCAAUUUGAGAAGCAUAGAUGCAAGUCAAGUCCAGGGGCCUCUACCACGUUAAAUUACGUAUUUUUUUAUACAAAGGCAAGGCAUUGGAUGAAAGAUUGAAUAUCUUUAAGACUUCAAACAAAAGGCUCGAGUUGCUACGAAGGUUGUUUUUCUGGCAGCUUGCUUGUGCUCGAAGUCUGCCAGAAAAACAACCUUCGUAGCAACUUAGACCCUUUUGUUUGAUGCCUUACAGAUAUCCAAUCUUUCAUCCAAUGCCUUGAAUUCGUAUAAAAACAUACCUAAUUUAACGUGGUAGAUGCUCCUUGACUCGACUCGCAUUCAUGCUUCUCGAAUUGAGCUCCAAAAUAGGCUUCACAAACACGUUUCCAGACUUAGCCAUUUUCAGGCAAUUUCCCUGUUUUGGCAUAGUCUUUUGAUGAGGUUCAAAAAUGAUCUUCUGAACUUCCUAUCGAGCUCUCAAUCACUUCAAUAUGUAGAGGGACACUCCAGCUUCAAAACAAGUCAUUAGUCUUCAAUUUUCAUCUAGCCAAUUGUAUGAUAUGAAUAUCCAAAGUAUGCACCAUGAACUGUUUUUACACUGAAACAACAUAUUAGGUCGACCUGAUCCUAUAUGAGGUCGAGCGAAUCCUAAAUGAGGUCAACCAGAUCCUAUAUGAGGUCGACCGAAUUCUAAAUAAGGUCGACCUAAUCCUAACUGAGGUCGACCGGAAAGUGCAAAUCACGGUGACAUGCAUGUCACCGUAGGCACACCCUAAAGUAUAUGGUUAGAGUAUAGGGUACUGAUGGUUUAGGGUGUAUAUGGUUAGGGUAUAAGACAUUGAUGGUUUUGACGGUUCUACGUUUGUUAUUAACAUAUGUUCACUUGAAGUCAUUUGAAGUCUUUAACGGUAGGAGAUUCAUUUUUAAUUUAUGUUUAUGGUAACAUGGUUAGUGUACAAUGUAUGUUGUGUAGAGUAUAGGAUAUAUGGUUAGGGUAUAGCAAUUAGCAAAUAUCACUUUUUAUCUAUGUUUUGAAAAUCAAAGUAUGAAUUUCACUUUUAAAUUAACUAUACUAGCAAAAUCACAACUCAAGGACAUAUGGUUAGGGUAUAGGGUAUGUGGUUAGUGUAUAAUGUAUUGAUGGUUUAGGGUAUACAAUCAACAACAUAUACUAACUUAAUAUUGUCGAUUGAGGGUAAGGCUAAGUGUAUAGGAUAUAUGUUAUUGAGUAAGUUAUGAUUGAAGUCACAAUAAUUUUACUAAAUUUGAUAGUUAAUCUUUAAUGAUUCAAAUUUUAGGAUAAUUCGAACAAUUUUACAAUAACUCGUUUGGCAACAGUUUAGUGAAGUUAUUUGGGCAAUGAGUUAUUUCGAAAUAACUCCUUUUAUCACUCUGCUUUUGCAAAAUACCACACGCCAAAUACCAUAUUUGCAUGGUUAUACUAAACGAGAUACUUUAAUUCAAUUACUACUUAAUUAAUACUAAAAUAUAAAUAAAUAAUUAAUUGUGUCUUUUGGUUGCAAAUAUUUAUAUCACUAAUAGUGUACUUUACCAAUUAUGAUUAAUUACAUAACAAGUUUGCAAGUCAUACAAAUUUAUUUAACAUUUUCACUAGUUUUUUUUAAUUAAGUAUAUAUAUAUAUAUACGAGAUAGAAAUAAAUUAGUUGAAAAGUUUAGAAAAUAUUUUAAAUUAGUGAAAUAAAAUGUGCAAGUUGGUAAAAAGAAAUGAGUAAGUUACUCGAUGCGCUGGCCCGGACAACCCGAAACCCGAUCCGCCCGCAACCCGCCCGACCCAAAACCCGAUGAACCCCCAACCCAAUUAAACCCAAACCCGAUGAACCCGCAACUCGCCUAACCCGUAAUCCGCUUGAAACUGAACCCGGUAAACCCGAACUAGAUGAACCCGCAACUCGACUAACCCGCAACCCGUUUGAACCUGAACCUGCCCGAUUGACACCUAUUUGCAUGCUUCAUUUCUUGGAUUUUUCCCAUUAUUAAUGAUCAUUUUCACGAAGAAGGAGAAAAUUGCUCUUUGUUCUUUAAAAUGAAUGGUUUCAUUUUUGUAAUUUUCUAAUUGUUCCAAAGUCUUAGAAGUUGAAUGAAUCAUGUAACAUCUUAUUCAGGAAAAACUCGUAUUUCGAUCGCUAGAAAGUUCGCGAUUUAAAAUCGAGCGUUUUGAUAGUAUUUUGACGAAAAUCGAAUUAUCGAUCGAUCGAUCGGAUAAGUAUACAUAUAUUUUGACGAAAAUCGGAUUAUCGAUCGAUCGGAUUAAUUUUAGAAAUUCAAAAAAAUUAAUUUUUUAUUUUCUGAUAGCUGACGUGGCAAGUGAGGUGGACUUUGGCUAACGGUAAACUCGGUUGACCGUCUAAUUUGACUGUCAAACCCACCUCCGGGCCAAAUAAGAAAGUAUGCUAUAUAGUUUAGGCCAGAAUAGCAAUUUCCGAUACCACGGGCCAAGGUAGAAAGUUUGUCUAUAGUUCGAGCCAAACUAAGUAUUAACCCAAUACAUUAUUACAGUUUGACCUUGGCCCAACCAAAGGUUUCACUUCGGUUGACCGUGGGCCAAACGAAAAUUAAUUUGUGUUUUGGCCCAUGGUCAACCGAAGUCAAACCUUCGGUUGGGCCAAGGCAAAAAUGCAAAUUUCUAGCGUUGCUUCUUCUUGGCAGGUCAACAUAACGGCAGGAGGCAGAGGAGAGGCAAUUGGAGGCCGAGCAGAGAUUCUUUGUAAUUGCUGGCGUUCAUUCUUUCCUUCUCUCCUUCUUCUCUGGCCGGGCAGAUUCUUUGCGGUAAGAGACGGCGAGGUUGAGCAAGUGACAGUCAGUGACGGUAGAGGAAGGCGACAAUGCAAGAGAUCAAAGGGUCGGCAGCGGUGCUCAGAGGUCAUUGGUGGCGGCGCUAGGAGGUCUGGGAGGUAAUCGGCGGCGCUGGGAGGUUGGCGCCGGCGGAGAGGGUUUGACGGUGAAAUAUGAGAGAGAACAGGGAGGUGUUUGUUUGUAUUUGAAAGUGAAAUUCAAAUAGGAUAAUUAAGUAAAUUGCAUAUUAAAAUUACGACAACGAUUAGUAAAUUUAGGACGACAUUUAGCAUUUCAGUUUUUUUUUUCGUGGAUGACCACAUUAAGAAACUUAAAGGAUGAAAGCAUCCAGCAUUGUAGACGGCAGCUAAGAAAACUCUUAUGAAGUGGUGAUGGGAGCUCUAAUAUUGGUUCAUGUCAUCAGUUGUUUCCAGAUACCCGCUCCACUCAGGGUUGUCUCCAUUCAAAUUAAGAUCAUUUUUAUGGAACAUGACUCCAAGCUAACAAUGUACAUAGUGAUAGGGAUAAAUAUCUCUUAUAAUUAGUGUUGAUUGUUUCUCCACUAUUUGUAUUACGUUGCUGAUAUUCAGCAGUUAGUUGCACGCACUUUGACUCGCUCCUACCGUCACUUUAGAAAAUGGCCAAGUGUAACCACCUCCUAAAGCGUAGUAUAGCGUGUUUGGGUUUUAAUGUCAACCCGGGUCCUAAAUGUGAUGACUACUCCGUGAGUUCUUAUUAUAUAGUGAUGAUAGUGUAGUGAAGGUCCAAACAAGCAAACAAGCAAAGCAGUUAAAGGUUGUUUUCAAGUUGAGAGAGGUCACUCGGAUAUGGUUCCCCCUAGACUGCAGUUAAGCCGAAUUGUAAUUUACCAAGUUCAAAUUCAAAGAUAGUUAUACUGCGGGAGGUUCUUAAACAGUCUGCAGUCUCGACUAAAGGUCUCCAGACCCUCUCAAUCUGAGUCCCCAGCGGGCGACUAACCUCCACUGGAGUAAACAAAUUGAGGCCCUAACGAACCAAACCUCCACUACCGAAGUAAAUUCGGUACAGGAUAGUGAAUCGACUCCUGACUAAAGUCGUCAAUUCACUACCUUGAAUCAAGGGUGCUCUAUCAACCUAGGCAGAUAUUCUCUUUCUAGGUUAAAGCAGAGACAACAGGAAUUUGAUCAGGAUUCAUGCCAUUCAACAAAUCAAACCUCAAUUGAAUAAAAUCAUAUCACUGAAUCUGUACUUGGGUUCAUACAAUCAGACCUAACAUACAAAUCUAGGGUUCUUCAUACCCAGGUGAAAGAGAAAGUUACUCCAUAGAGAGAGAUGGGAAAUAUAGCUCAAACGCUGAAACCAUACUGUGAGUGAUGAGAUCCUGCUUCUGGCACUUAAUCAGCUCUUCUCCAAACUCAAGCCGGGCUCCAAUGGUGAUGGAGAUCGAUCAAAGGCACUUUAAGAAUCAGGUUCGUCACUAUCUCUCUCUAGGUAUACGCUUUGUCUCUCUAAAACUUGGUUCCCUCUCUUUUGGCUCGAAAUUGGGUUAAAACCCAUAAAUUCCCGACCACACAGCUAGGCCACACGGCCGUGUGGCUUUCCAGUUUCCCCGUGUGGAUGUUAAAACGCGGCGUUUCGAUUAGUGGGCUUUUAGCCAUGCUGCACGGCCAGGGGCACAAGGCCAUGUGGGUUUCCAGGCUGGUCGUGUGAGCUCCCUAGACUUUCCACACGGCCACAAGGGGUCCCCUACACGGCCAGUGUGGCUUGCCCGUGCAAAGUGGUGCCACACGGCCAAGUCACACGGCCGUGUGGGAUUUUAGGCGUGCCCAUGUGAGUUCCUCAGCUUCUCGCCAAACGUCCAAUCUUAGUCCAAUCGACCCUGAACUCGUUCCCAAGCCUUCAUUCACGUACUAGGACCUGAAAUAUCACAAACAAGAACAACCUAGUGUGAAAUCGGCCUAAAACACGAGAAUCAACAUAUCAAACGGCU
Messenger RNA from Linum trigynum, 5040 nucleotides. The record is from the annotation of a GenBank genome assembly. NCBI's taxonomy places the organism in Eukaryota, Viridiplantae, Streptophyta, Magnoliopsida, Malpighiales, Linaceae.